AUGGGCGAUCGAUACCUUACUCUCACGGGCACCGGUGCACCAAGGCUUGUGCUCGCGCCGGAUCCGCGCCGGAACGGCGGGCCAGACAUCAGUGAUGAUUACCAGUACUGGAAGCUUGUCUCAAUGCAUGAUGACUCUGGAAAAAGGCUAAUAGUACUUUUUGUGCACUUGCAUCAAUCCAGCGGCCUGCAAAUCCAAAACGUCGAGACGGGGGGUUGGCUAGAGGUCACGAACUCCGGGACACGGGUCCAGUGUGGGAUGACGGAAGUCGGUAGCGAGACGAUCUGGGAUCUUGUCUUGCUUCCUACGCCAUCGGCCCUGCUUCAAGGGUUGGCGGGCACAGGGGCGGCUUCUCGUGGUGGCUCUAGCCGCUCGUCGCGCCCUCGCGGGCGACGAGAUGACGAUGAGGAUACGAGGGAAGACUCUGAUUCCUCUAUAUUGGAGUAUAGUGAUGACUCUUGUGACGAUGGGUGGACGAUUAGGGCAGACCCCGUUGUGAGGCAUCGAGACGGCCUGGCGCAUCAGGACAUUACCAUGCGCAAAUGCUGA
Molecule: messenger RNA, 549 nt
Organism: Aspergillus terreus NIH2624
Lineage: Eukaryota; Fungi; Ascomycota; Eurotiomycetes; Eurotiales; Aspergillaceae
Exons: 2
Coding region: 1-549 (182 amino acids)
Source: RefSeq, a predicted model, not a curated record